This is a messenger RNA of Plectropomus leopardus (leopard coralgrouper), 3752 nucleotides long. RefSeq names its product activating signal cointegrator 1 complex subunit 1 (gene ascc1). Gene Ontology annotation, cellular component: nucleus. The record is from RefSeq and is a predicted model, not a curated record. Gene Ontology annotation, biological process: DNA alkylation repair; regulation of DNA-templated transcription. NCBI's taxonomy places the organism in Eukaryota, Metazoa, Chordata, Actinopteri, Perciformes, Serranidae. Gene Ontology annotation, molecular function: RNA binding.
AAACAUUAAAUUGUGCUGCUGUGUGUCGUAAAGCAGGGGAAACUGCUACGUGAACGCCAACUGACAAGUGUGUUUCGAGCUGCUAGCUAGCUAAAGUGUUAAAAACACCACAAAAGCUCCUUUACGCCUAUUUUUUCGUGUAGCUAACUUGCUAGCGAGAUAUUCAGAGGUGUAUUUUUGUUGUUAGGUUCGUUUAAGUGAAGCUAACGUUAGCUAGUUUACAUUAUGGACGUUUUACGCCCAGUUCUUAUCAAUAUAAAUGGAAGAAUAUACCGAAGAAAUGUCAUAAAGGAAGAACAAUAUGAGGAAGAAGAAGAUUACUCUUACAUGGGACCACCAGAGAUCGAAGACUUUGCAGCAGAUGAAACCUGUGAUACCAACCUCAUUGAGCAGACUGAUAAGGGAUAUCGCUGUGCCAUUGAUGUGCCAAGUGUUCUUUACAAAUACAUCAUUGGGAAAAAAGGAGAGACACGCAAACGUCUAGAGUUUGACACCAAGACAUCUAUCAGCAUCCCAAAACAAGGAGUGGAAGGACAGAUAGUUAUCACAGGAUCCCAUAAAGCUGCAGUCUCAUCUGCAGUCACACGAGUUGAGGUCCUUGUUGAGAGUUUCCGGAAGAAGCAGCCUUUCACGCACUUCCUGUCAUUCCCUCUGAAUGAUCCCAAAAUUCAAGAAGGAUUCCUGAGCUUUAAAGAUGAGGUGUUGCAGCAGUACUCACAGGAUCAUGGAGUGGAGGGAAGCAUCUUUCAGAAUCCUGCAAAGCUUCACCUGACCAUCGGCACCCUGGCUCUGUUGAAUGACACAGAAGUGAGAAAAGCAGGUGAACACCUCCAAGAGUGUCAAAACUUCAUCAGGGACAUCACAGAAGGAAAUCCACUACAGUUGGAGGUGACAGGUAUAGAGUACAUGAAUGAUGACCCAGCCAUGGUGGACGUCUUGUACGCCAAAGUCAAUGUGAAAGAUCAGUCAGACAAGUUGCAGGUGAUUGCUGACCGGCUGGUGGAGCACUUUGUCUCAGCAGGGCUGAUGGUCAGAGAGUGGGACAGAGUGAAGCUGCACGGCACAGUGAUGAACACUCUGUUCAGGAAGGACUCCACAGUUGAGGACACACCUGGGAGACAAACCAUGAGUGAAAGGGAGGCUUUUGACGCCAGAAACAUAUUAAAGAAAUUUGGUGAUUAUCAUUUUGGAGGGUUUGAGCUGAAUACGGUCUUGCUGUCCCAGAGAUAUUCGACAGAUUGUACGGGCUACUACACCUCUGCAGGGAGCGCCAGUUUCUCAUGAGCUGCAGCACGGCCGAGCAUAUUCCAAGGUCCCUUUCACCACUGUGUGGUGAUUGUGUGUGUGUAUGUUAAGGCACACUCCAUGCGGCCAGCGGCCAGAGCUCCCUGCCUGUCUGCCAGUCAAAAUCCCCAAAUACACUGCAGUGACACAGACCUGGAUAAAAAUCAGCAAAAUGUCACUUAAAAUAUGCCGAUUCUUGAUUAAAAUCUUUUGCUUUUUUGAGGUUGCUGCCUAUGCAGCCUGUUUUUGUAGAGCCUCUUUAGGUGUUGGCUGCCCAGCAGUGACUUUGGGUGCUGCUAAACACAAUAUUCAUAAUUAUCCCAAGAACGGAAAUUCACCACAAUUAACUUCUUGUUAUUUUUGUUUUGGUCUGUGAUUAUGUUGUCCCAUUCUUUAUUUAUUGAAUGUUAAAAUACUGCUUAUCAAAGUUAACUGCAAGCGUGUCUUUAAAUCACUUGUUUUGUCCAACUAACAGGCCAAAGCCCAAAGAUAUUUAAUUUACAAAGAUGUAAAAGAGGAAAAAAAGGUAAGAUCUUUUACCUUUGAGAAGCUGGAGCCACAAAAUGUUUUCCAUUUUUUGGAUGAUGAAUGCACUUUAGUCAAAUUUGAGUCAGAAAUUAAAGUGAGACAUUUAACAAAAACGCUACUUACAGAGUGCCAGUUUGGUUUGUACAGAUUUAUCUAUGGUGUGGGUAAUGAUUUGGAUUGACUCAACAAAAUCAUGUAGCUAUGUUGUCUGUGUGGGUGAGCUUACUGCCCAGCAUACAUAUUUUUUUCUUUCCCCUGACACAUCUCUCACCCUAAUUAGUCAGCUCUGCGCUUCCUGCUGUGGGAACUUCCAACCUGACCCUUGAGAUUUCGAGACUAGCAUACGUCCCUUUCAAUAAGCCGGAUAAAUGAGACCUCAGUGUCUGUUUGUGUUACCGCGGACCUAUUUCCUCUGUGGAUCCGCAUGCUUAUUUCUGAAGAUCGGAGGAGAUGCUGGAGCUGGGUUUUAAUUAAAAUGUUAAAUAGCUGAGUUGUCUUUGCAGGCAUGUGUGCAUGUUUGCAUGUAUUGAUGAGUCAGAUAGGCUGUAUGUUUAGGCCUUCUGAAAACAAGCCUUUAAAAAAAGCUUAUUUACCAAUGAAUUUACUUUAUCCCCCGUGUGAAAAGUGUGGGAAGAAAAGCAGUGCAAGAAUUGGGGCUCGUAAAACUUACAUUGAAUCUUUUAAUAAUGAGAGUUCAUUCAUGUUUAGUAAGUCUUGUGUUAUCUCAACUGAAUAUUGUUUAGGCCUCCAUCCAAUUUGCAUUUUUAAUUUCAUGCCAGUUUUCAAAGUGGCUGUUUUUUUUAUGCCAAGACUGUUUGAAAUAGGUCUUACUUGAUCAAUGUCAAACUCCUUUUUCACACAUUUUGAUAUUCAGACCCGCACUAUGCAAUUUUUCAUAGUGUAAUUAGAAAUUAAGCUUUUAUUCAAAGGAGCUGGCGUUAACAUCUGCUGAUGGAAGAAAAAAAAGGAUGUUUGACAGACGUGACCUUUUAAUACAGUAGAUAUGUUUGAUUUGUGUGCUCUGAGUAAUAACACACAUGAAAUCGAUUAAGAGCCUAAUUACUUUUUAAGGUCACGGUUAAGUUUUACCCACAUAUGCCUUAAAGCAGGAAUGCUGAUCAGGUUUGUAGAAUAUUUUAAUCCAAAUCCAAUUAACUGAAAGGGUGAACUUGACAGUAAGAAAGCACUAAGAUGACAUUUCGGUAGCACUCUCGGUGUCAUGUUUUCCACUUAAAAAGCUUGAAUCAUAAGCUUGCUUUAAGAAGGCCUUUUGAUCGAUCAAACGCAUCUAUCCAUGAGAAGUUACAAAGGUGAAAAUGAUCCUGCUAGACGAAGCCGGCGAAUCUUUCAAAUUGGAUAUUGUUAGCGGUGAAAUAUGACAGCUUGCCUUCCCUUUGAUUGUUCUCGCAUGUUGGAAAGUGACUCUCCAGCUGAGUGUCACUGCUGUUUGAAUGUCACACUAAUCACUCUGUCACUUAAUGGGCACGAGCGGCCUUGACGGACAGCCAAGGCUAGAGUAUUCGAAAUGUCUAAUCUGUGUCUCCAGCGAGGAGGCAGGUGAUCUGUGCAGCAGCUCUUUAUCAUUCAGAGCGCUGAGUCUGGAGGCUGCCUGCAGCUGUCCACGUCUGUUUACUGCUGGAGGCAUUCACACAGGGAGGAGAGGCACAAAGCUCAGUGUGUUUGAACAGCAGGUAGUCAUUCAGAGCGGCUGUUUACUUUAUGUACACUUUGCACAAGGAGUUUAAAAUAGGGCUGCAACAAAUUUUCAUUAUCGACCCAUCUCUAUUACUUUAGUAGAUAACUGUUUAAUGUGCAAAAUGUCCGAAAGCACUUAAAAAAAUGCCCAUUUUGCACAACCUAAGAUGAUGUUUUAAAAUGAUUUGUUUUAUCUGACCAACCGUCCAAAACCCGUAGAAAUUCAAUUUACAGUGGCAUGAAAU